AAGAAAAAACAGAGAAGACGAAACGCGAGCGUAUCACCUACUCGGCCGUCGCCGAAAGAGACGUGGCGACCUCAUCGAAGGGGAAGCGCUCUUUACCCAAAAAAAAGAAAAAAAGGGGGAAAGCGCUUCCGUGGAGGCGAAGCUUAAACCGUCGCCCUCCCCAUCUUCGGUUGGCGGGUCCAAGGCGAGACCGCGCACGAUAAAGCCACGGCUGCCGAGGCUGAGGUAGGUAAUGCGUCACCGCCUGGACGGCUGAGAUCCUGUCGGCGUCUGGGAUCCGAUGGGGAACUCGCUGGGGUGCUCGGCCUCCGGCGAGCGGCUGGUUUCGGCGGCCAGGGACGGCGAUCUGGUCGAGGCCCGGAUGCUGCUGGAGUUCAACCCCUGCCUCGCUAAGUACUCCACUUUUGGUGGCCUCAACUCCCCACUCCAUUUCGCCGCCGCCAAGGGCCACAACGAGAUUGUUAUGCUUCUGCUCGAGAACGGCGCCGAGAUGAAUUCCAGGAACUAUUGUGGCCAGACAGCGUUGAUGCAAGCCUGCCGGCAUGGGCACUGGGAGGUGGUGCAGACUCUUCUGGUCUUCGGAAGCAAUGUCACCAGAGCCGACUACCUGAGCGGCAGGACAGCGCUCCACUUUGCCGCAGUGGAUGGGCGUGUAAGAUGCAUCAGGCUCCUGGUCGCCGACUUUGUCCCAAGUGCUCCCUAUGAUGUGCCGGCUUUGUCCAAGGACGGUGGAGACAAAGGGAGCAGCAAAGGCAGCAGUCCUGAUUCCUCUUUGGGGCGUAAACAUGAUCAAUCUGCGCUCUUGAGGUUUAUAAACAAGCCAGCGGAUGGUGGCAUUACGGCUCUCCACAUGGCGGCUCUAAAUGGGUAUUUUGAUUGUGUACAGCUGUUGCUUGAUUUAGGUGCCAAUGUCUCGGCAGUGACGUUUCAUUACGGCUCAACAAUGAAUUUGAUAGGGGCUCGAAGCACUCCAUUGCAUUAUGCAGCUUGUGGAGGGAACCUUAAGUGUUGCCAGGUACUUCUUGCUAGAGGUGCCAGUAGGUUGACAUUAAAUUGCAAUGGGUGGCUUCCACUUGACAUUGCUAGGAUAUGGAGACGUCAUUGGCUGGAGCCAUUACUAUCACCCAAUUCUGCUUCAAUCAUACCAACAUUCCCCCCAUCAAACUAUCUUUCCUUACCUCUCAUGAGCAUACUUAAUAUAGCACGAGAGUGUGGGCUGCAAUCCUCUACAGCCUCUUCUGAUGAUAGUGAUCUCUGUGCUGUUUGUCUGGAAAGAGCCUGCAGUGUAGCAGCCGAAGGCUGUGGACAUGAACUCUGCGUAAAGUGUGCACUUUAUCUUUGUUCAACCAGCAACAUCCCAUCUGAAAUGAUAGGACCACCUGGGUCAAUCCCAUGCCCUCUAUGUCGAAAUGGGAUAGUCUCAUUUAUUAAGGUGGCCAGUUCCCCAGCAAAGGGGCUCAAACCAAACCUAGCCCUAAGCCUCUGCAACCCAUGCAUUAUUCACCGACGUGUGGAGCCACCAGAAACAGGUUGUAGAUCUGAGACUCGGAAGAGCCGUGUGGCAGCAGUUUCUUCAGAGCUUAUCUGUCCUCUCACUUGCAGCCCAUUCCCUUCUGUUGGCAUCCCCUCCUGCACCUGCGACGAUGACCCAUGCCCAACACUCGAACGUGAAGGAGAAACUCGAGCACAAUCCCCUUGUCACUCACAGAGCGCACCAAACGAGCUGGACAAAAUGGAAGAGCAGAGAUUUGAUAGAGCGAGCUGCUCAGGUAUCUUCUGGAAUAGAAGAAGCUGCCAUAGAGAACACCAAUGCAAUUCAGAGAUAAAUGCUUGAUUUGGCUUUUGCUAGUGAAUAAUCCAGUUCAUAGAAUCGCAAUGAGAGAGAUGACUGGCUAUUGUUUUUUUAGUGGCUUGCCCCAUUAUACAUCUUCUGUGCUUCAGCUAUGUAUAUGUUAUUUGCUUUCUCUUGGUAUUUCAGUAGUCAGCUGCAGCCUCCAAAUCUUUCAGGUAAUUUGAAGGUUAGGAUUGAUGGUCUUGUAGUUUGUUGUAAAUUAUUGUAUCAGGUCCAUGCCUUUAUUUGUUGGCAAAUCAUUGGAUUUCUGAUUACAUUCAGUAAUCAAACCAGCAAUAGUUUCUUAUCACUUAAUGUAGCAAGUUUGAGUUGCCUA
Messenger RNA from Phoenix dactylifera (date palm), 2168 nucleotides. Its product is annotated as putative E3 ubiquitin-protein ligase XBOS33. The record is from RefSeq and is a predicted model, not a curated record. Lineage: Eukaryota; Viridiplantae; Streptophyta; Magnoliopsida; Arecales; Arecaceae. Gene Ontology annotation, molecular function: protein binding.